AGGAUGCAGACAAAAGGAGCUAAGAAGAGUGCGGAGAAAUUGUAGUGGUCCUCACUCCCUCAGUUCUCUUUUCUCCAUCUCACUCUCUUUCUCUAAUGUUGUAGUAUUGUACUAGUACUACUUUUUAAGCUUUGUCUCAGCAUGCCUUCAGUUCCAUUGAUUACUCUUCCCACACCCCAUAUCUUUCAAGUCUUUCGCAUCCUCCUCUUGUAGUCUUCUCACUCUAGUUUCUUGAAUUGAAUUAUAAGAAAGAAAGAGCCCUCCACAAGGUCGCUAUCAUCAUGGAGCCUCACAUGCACCACCUUAGGCAAUCAUCAUCAGCCGUGCAUUCCCCGUUUGCUCCAACCAAGAAAGUGACGGAAGAGGCAGAGACUGACACAGAGGAGGAGGAGGAGGAAGAGGAAGAGGUGGAGGAGGAGGAGGAGGAAGAAGAAGAUGGUAAUGGUGGUUUUGGAGCAGAAAUUGAGGUGGAGCCUGAGCUUAAGAAGAAAAGAAUGAAUUUUGAUGAGGGUCCAAGGAAGAGGGGUUCAAGAACUGCUGCUGAAGGUGCUGGUGGUGGUGGUGGAGCGGUGGCAGUGGCACCACCGCCGGGCUGCCGGGCGGAGAAUUGUAAGGCUGAUCUUACUGAUUCAAAGAGCUACCACAAGAGGCACAAGGUGUGUGAGUAUCAUGCUAAGGCUGAAGUUGUCGUGGUUGAAGGACUGAAGCAGAGGUUCUGUCAGCAGUGCAGCAGGAUAAACAAAUGCCAGUUGAUGGGCUUUUGGCUAUUUUCUGCCAGUUAUCUUCCUCUUGACAAUCUUUUGCUUUUGUUAUCGCGUAAGUUCUCAAAUUUGCAAGGUCCAAGACUUGGUUAUAUUGUCUAUCCAGAUUCCACGACCUCUCAGAAUUUGAUGAGGCAAAGAGAAGUUGUCGCCGACGCUUAGCAGGACACAAUGAGCGACGCCGCAAGCACUUUACUGAAUCUCGUGGAGAAGGAUCAGGACGACGAGGAUCGAAUCCGGGAGCCAAGAAAGAUCAAUGCAGGCAGGUUGAUGAAAGAGGAAGAACCCCAAUUGUUUUACCAGAGAACCACCAAAAACUCCACAUCCAUUAGGCAUUCAUUAGUUGCUUACUCUCUUCUGUCAUCCUAUGGAAUAUUUAUGCCAUUUAUGACAUAGCUUCGAGCCUAGUUAGUUUGCACAACUUUUGAUAACUUCUACUUGCAAUUGUUUCACUUUUCUCCUCCAUGCGGUCUGUAAUGGGCAGUAUUGUCCUAACUUUAGCAGUUAGUCCAGACUAUUUCAGUGUUGAAUCUACCUUCAACUCCCCUGUGAGGCGUAAAUUUUUGUUCUUCAUAAGGCUG
This is a messenger RNA of Coffea arabica (coffee), 1342 nucleotides long. The record is from RefSeq and is a predicted model, not a curated record. Lineage: Eukaryota; Viridiplantae; Streptophyta; Magnoliopsida; Gentianales; Rubiaceae.